Lactuca sativa (garden lettuce) is the source of this 1073-nucleotide messenger RNA. Its product is annotated as Thioredoxin superfamily protein. The record is from RefSeq and is a predicted model, not a curated record. Lineage: Eukaryota; Viridiplantae; Streptophyta; Magnoliopsida; Asterales; Asteraceae. Gene Ontology annotation, molecular function: antioxidant activity; oxidoreductase activity.
CAAAAUAACAAAUUCUUACACCCUUUCAAGUAAUUAUUUUUCUUUUUUGAGUGUCACAUGAAUUCAUAAAGGGUGUUUAAACAUUUGACAAUUUUGUAGCCGAUCCGAUAAACGGGAACGACCGUCCAAGUUCAGACGAAAGGACAACCAUGGCGUCUGCUACUUCCGGCACCACAUUAAAUGCUUUACUGCUGCCUUGCUCAACAGUGGGGAGGUUAGGGCGUACAUUAGCAACGACAUCUGGGAGGAAGUCCUUCUCACUUUUAUCUCUCUCCCCGGAGCUGGUGUAUCGCUGUGGGCGGCGAUGGAAGAAUGUGACCGCAGCAAGAAAACUUAUUGUUCGUGCCGCGAGAACCGAAUCUAAGGGCGUUUCUCUUGGUUCCAGAGCUCCUAAUUUUGAGCUGGAGGAGCCGCUCACAGGGAAUAUGUGGACAUUAGAGGACUUCGAAUCUUAUCCGGCAUUACUGGUUAUGUUCAUUUGCAAUCAUUGUCCAUUUGUUAAGCACUUGAAAAAGGACAUUGCGAAGCUUACAGACUUCUAUACAAAGAAAGGACUCGGAGUAGUUGCAAUAUCAUCAAACUCCGAAAUUACUCAUCCACAGGAUGGACCAAUUUUCAUGGCAGAGGAUGCGAGACUUUUUAAUUAUUCAUUCCCAUACCUUUAUGAUCGUACACAAGAUGUUGCAAGAGACUAUGGCGCUGUUUGCACCCCGGAGUUUUACGUAUUUAAAAAGGAUGGCCGUCGACCCUUUGAACUAGUAUAUCAUGGUCAGUUUGAUGACUCCCGGCCAAGCAACAAUGUUCCUGUCACAGGGAGGGACUUGAGCUUGGCAAUUGACCGUGUUCUUAGUGGUCAACCGAUACCACCAAAUCAGAAACCGAGUGUUGGAUGUAGCAUAAAGUGGCAUCCUGCGGGAAAAGUAUAAAUGGAAAUGUGGUUCAUGCUUCCUCAUCGACUUAUUAUUUAUAAGGUGUACGGUUUCAAAUUUUGUUAUGUAACUAGAUGUGUAUUCAGAUGUUCAAAACAUAUGUAUAUGUUAUUACGUACUUAAUGGUAUAGACCUCCACACCCA